Paecilomyces variotii is the source of this 911-nucleotide messenger RNA. RefSeq lists its product as hypothetical. Gene Ontology annotation, molecular function: cytoskeletal motor activity; actin filament binding; ATP binding. Bases 259 to 714 code for a protein of 151 amino acids. NCBI's taxonomy places the organism in Eukaryota, Fungi, Ascomycota, Eurotiomycetes, Eurotiales, Thermoascaceae. The transcript has 2 exons. The record is from RefSeq and is a predicted model, not a curated record. Gene Ontology annotation, cellular component: myosin complex.
CCACUAUCGACAUCACCACACGACGCUCUUCUCCUUUCUCUUUUCUCUGUUGUACUUCUUUACUUUGUCGUUUUGGAGUGAGAGAGCCAGGGGCUUUCAGAGAUUAUUACGUUAUUCGAAGGGGCCGGAUAUACCUCUUCUUUCGUUCCGUUUACACUCAUCUUAGAAACCCCGGAAUUCGCAUUACUGUGCAUUGUUGGCAGUUUGUGAAAGAGACAGAUCAAUCUUACAAAUGACCUUGCUGGAAUACAUCCAAUCAUGCUGCCGUCACAAUUAAACAGCCCGUCAAGGAGGGCCAAUCCGUUCGGGCGCAGUUCGGUGUCGCCUUCUCCAGGACCUCAGUCCCUCCCUUCGCGGCCAAGAUCCGCUGUCUUCUCAUCACCUGGGAAUGCUGCAGUGGAGGCAAAGGGUCACCUGCGCAACUCUUCCACAUCAAAUCUCUCCCCAGUAUCGCUUGCGUCCCCGGGUGGUCGGCAACGAUCCAGUUCAGUUCGACAGAAUGCCCAGACAGGUACAUUUGCUCCUCAGUUUAUCAAAUCUGAGGAGUUACGGCGGGGAGCAGACCAGGUUCGAGUAAUGGAAGGAGACAACGACUUCUCAGGUAAACGCUAUGUCUGGCUCAAGGAUCCUGAGAAGGCGUUUGUCCGCGGCCUGGUGGUGGAGGAGAGAGAAGGGGCCCAGCUGUUGGUGCAAUGCGAUGACGGAACAGUAUGAACCUUCCAUGUUUACUUCUCUGUUCGGAAUUAACACCAUUGUAGCAGCGUGAGGUAGAUAGUGACCAAGUCGACAAGGUCAAUCCGGCCAAGUUCGAUAAGGCAGAUGACAUGGCCGAACUUACGCAUCUCAACGAAGCGUCAGUAGUGCAUAACCUGCACUCACGGUAUCAAUCCGACUUGAUAUAUACAUAUUCA